Necator americanus (New World hookworm) is the source of this 252-nucleotide messenger RNA. RefSeq lists its product as uncharacterized. Bases 1 to 252 code for a protein of 83 amino acids. The record is from RefSeq and is a predicted model, not a curated record. NCBI's taxonomy places the organism in Eukaryota, Metazoa, Nematoda, Chromadorea, Rhabditida, Ancylostomatidae. The transcript has a single exon.
AUGAAAUUCGAGAAAAUGGAUGAAGAAGGUCAUUCACUUCUCUCUCUCUUCGACGGGCAAUCCCUUUUGCAUUCUCAUCAUCUGAAGGAAGAUGGACAUGCCAUUCCACAGGUCCUUCCUUCCAAAGUCCGACAUGCAAUCAUGUCUGUGGAGAAUGGUGCUUCACUCGGCUCCAACACGAUCAAUUCUGAACGUCUGAAAAACCCACCGCCACUCCUUAUCAACACAUUGGCUAUGCUCUUCACUCAUUAA